GCGAAUACCCUUUUGAGGAUCUCCAUUUUAAUGGUCAUUUUAGUUUUCAACUUUUGGAAUUUUGUUUGGUCUAUAGUGUUUUUGUUGUUCAAAUUUGUACUACAUUUGUCCCAAAGAUUCAAUUUUUGAAGAAAAUCUCUCUUGCAUGUGCACCUAGAUAAGUUUUCUCUUAUCUAAUUGUUUUUUUUUUUUUUUUGGCUUAAAGAAUUUGAGAUGUAGUAUAUGUUAUUUGUGUAUGUGGACACAAGGUUACUUUGUAGCGUGUAUUUGUCAAAGUAUAUGCGUUUUCAUUGACUUUUUCAUUUUAAUUUAUUCAGUUUUUGGGAUAAUAUAGUAGUGAUUAGGUCUUCAACUUUGGAUGCUGGCAAAACAUUUUCUAGUGUUACUUUAAAGCCUUAGAAUAGUGAUUGAAUAUGCUUAAAAGGGUCAUCAUAUUGACCUAAAUUGGGUCCCAUUUGAACCAGGAUUUCAAUCCAAAGCUAUUUUUUUAGCCAUUAAUAUAUUUCUUCAUGUUCCUAGUUUUCUUUGUUUACUGUUAUUUUAUGGUCCAGUUUGAUAUUUUGUAGGUCAUAAGCUCUUUAAUUCAAUCAUAAGCUGUGGAUUUUGUUUUUGUUUUCUCACAUGGCAAAUUUCUUAUAGGGCAAUAGAGGAGCAUUUGCUGUUUCAUGAAAGUGUCUGCAGGCAGUAUUCAUUGCCAGCUCCUUCCCACUUAUGGGGCUUUGAAUGUCUUUUUUGAGAAGCUGGAACCAGUUUUCUGUCUUUUCAUCUGCUUCCGCAAGCAGAAAUAGACAUGGUUAGAGGAGACAGAAUAGCCUGUUAUUCGAAUUUGCUGCUUUCUGUCUCUAUUGGAUUCUUGCUCUUUUCAGUAGUCAGUUCGCAAAUUCCUUUGGGUUCCAAACUAACAGUAGAAGAGAACAAUUGUUGGGUCUCAUCCAACGGGGACUAUGCAGUUGGAUUCUUGAACUCCUCCGACCAGUAUAUCUUUGGCAUCCGUUUCAAUUCGAUUUAUAUUCCUAGCAGUGAACAAACAGCCAUUUGGACGGCAGGCAAUGUUAAAGUUAGUAGCAAAGCAUAUUUUGAGCUUUCCCGAAGUGGGGAAAUGAUAUUGUUUGAUCCAGCAACGGAAAAAAUUGCUUGGCAAAACAAAACUGGCAAUGCAUCUGUUGAAUCAGCUGUUCUGCUCGAUAAUGGCAACUUUGUGCUGUUAAAUAGGAAUAAGAGUGCUGUUUGGCAGAGCUUUGAAAGUCCAUCUGACACAUUGCUUCCUGGCCAGAGUUUAUCUGUUGGCCAUACUCUUCGAGCUUCUAGUAGGGAUUCUUUAGCAAGUUAUUACAGUCUUGUUAUGAAUGUUUCUGGUGAGAUGCAACUUAGGUGGGACUCCACUGUCAUUUACUGGACUGUUGGGGGUCCUUCUCAACCUGCUGUCCGGUCCAUUCUUGGCUCUGACGGAAUCCUCCGACUACUUGAUCAAAGAUCAAAAGUUGUUUCGUCUGUCUAUGGUGAAGACUACAGUGAUCCUGAUGUGAAGUUUCGGUUCCUGAGACUAGAUUCUGAUGGUAAUCUUCGGAUGUACUCGUGGAAAACUAAUGCCACGUCAUGGACAACAGUUUGGCAAGCUGUAAUCAAUCAGUGUGACGUCUUUGCGACAUGUGCUAACCAAGGUAUAUGCAUCUUUAAUGCAUCAGACUCUUAUGUUUGUCAGUGUCCAUUUAGAUCUACUAGAGACACAAACACCAAAUGUCUGAUUCCAUACAAACCAACUUGUGAGUCUGGUUCAUCCAUGAUCCGAUAUGAUCAUAUGUACUUGUACGGGAUAUACCCACCAAACAAAACAGUUGUGCAAACCAAUUUGCAGCAGUGUAGAAGUCUGUGUCAGAAAGACCCGUCCUGCCAUGCAGCAUCCUUCAUCAACAAUGGGACUGCACAAUGCCACAUGAUGAAGUCCCAAUACGUUGGCGGUCAAUCAGAUCCCUCUUUGGGUUCCAUUACUUUUGUCAAGACUUGUUCAGACCCAAUUGCUGUUUUACCUGCGCCUGUACCUGCUCCGAGAAAGGUAUCACAGAAAAUCUGUGUUGCUUGUCUGUUAGAAGUCGCUGCUGGAUCAGUUGUUGUGUUUUUCAUGCUUCAAUUCGGGAUUGGAGUUUACCUGUUCAGGAGAAGGAAAAGUAUGAUGCAGAAAUCUGUUCCGGCCCAUACGGUGCCUAAUGCUACCGGUUGCAUCGUGUUGUCUUACUCGGAAAUCAAAGAUCUGACAGACAAUUUUAAGAAACAAAUUGGACAGAAUGUGUUCGAAGGUGUACUUCCAGAUACCAGGCUUGUUGCGGUUAAAGAUCUUAAUGCCUCUAUAGAAGAAAGGAGGUUUCGGAGUGCAGUCCUAAAAAUAGGAAGUAUAUAUCACAAAAAUCUUUUGAGGUUGGACGGUUAUUGCUGUGAGUCAGGCCGUAGGUUAUUGGUUUAUGAGCUUGCCAAGUAUGGUUCGAUUGACAAAUGUUUAGAAGAACCUAGAAUGUGCAAGAGAUUGACAUGGACGAAAAGAAUAGAUAUAUGUUUGUCAGUGGCAAGAGCCAUAUCUUACUUGCAUACAGGAUGUAGGGAGUUUGUUAGUCAUGGAAAUUUGAAAUGUGAGAAUGUGUUCUUAGAUGAAGAAUUAGAGGCUAAAGUAAGUGAAUUUGGGCUGAGGACGAUUCAAGCUGAGGCGUCCAGUAGUGGGGGACUAGCAGAGACAGAUGUAAGAGAUUUUGGUAAGAUGAUGGUUGUAUUAAUCACCGGACGGCAAGAUGCGGAUGAGGCUUGUUAUUGGGCAUACGAAAAAUGGGUUAAAGCUGAAAGAGAAAUGGCCAUUGAUCAGCGAAUUGAGGGUGGCGUCGACUUGGAAGAGUUAGAACGAGCAUUUAGAAUUGCAUUUUGGUGCUUACAAGGUGAUGAACGUAUGAGGCCAUCAAUGGGAGAGGUAGUCAAGGUACUGGAGGGAACUCUGUCUGUCGAUCCUCCACCACCUCCUUUUGCUUAUAACCAACAGAGACCACCUGAAGACGAAUCGCUGUCUGAAUCAUAUUCAGAACUGUAAUAGUUCUAAUUCGUGUAUUUCAUUCCCAAUCAGUCAUCGGUUUCUGUACAGAACUAACAACCAGGCACCUACAGCUUGGCAUGAUGUAGAACGCCUAGUUUUUCCAUUAUUCCAAUGCUCAUUCUGAGAAUCAAGAUGCGCAUUUCCCGCUCUGCCUCCUCUGAAACUGUAACAUUGGUAUGUAACCCUCCAAUUGCAAUUUUUGUGUAAGAAAAUCCUGAUACAGAACCAGGUUACUUUUGAAAGUUCUUGAUUCUGUUCAAGUUAAUUGUAACUGUUUAUUGCAUUUGUUCACAGUUAGUAUUUAUUUGGAGGUGACUAAUCUUCCUCAA
This is a messenger RNA of Nicotiana tabacum (common tobacco), 3399 nucleotides long. The record is from RefSeq and is a predicted model, not a curated record. Lineage: Eukaryota; Viridiplantae; Streptophyta; Magnoliopsida; Solanales; Solanaceae.